Clunio marinus is the source of this 1692-nucleotide messenger RNA. The record is from the annotation of a GenBank genome assembly. NCBI's taxonomy places the organism in Eukaryota, Metazoa, Arthropoda, Insecta, Diptera, Chironomidae.
AAAACUUCAAUAAAUUUCCGAUUUGAUUGUUGUAAAACUUGUAUAAAAUGGUGAAUAAAGAAAAGACAUGUCGUUGCUGCUUACUAGAGGCUGGCGGAGAUAAUACAUUGUAUGAAUUCAGUUCGGAAGUGGCCAUGAACGAGGCUCCCAUGUCAAAUCAAGAAUUCGUUAAAAUUGGGCACUGUUUUACAUUUAUAACAUCAAUUCCAAUAGAGCAGGAUGAAGAAGACAAUUCUAAAAUAUGUUCUGAAUGCUUAGGUGACUUGAAGUGUUCAUAUUUGUUUCAAAAGAAAUGUUUGGAAUCAGAAAAAAUUUAUUCGGCAGUUGAAGAAGAAGAGGAAUACGAGUGCAAAGAUGAUUCCUGGGAAGUUUAUAGUCAAGAUUAUAUCGAAGAGCAUAUUGAAGAAACAAAUGAUGAAGAUACGAAUGAAGAUUUCGAGUCUAAAUAUGAAGAAAAUGAAAAACAACAUAAAAUGGAUGAAGAAGAGGAAAUAGUCGUAGAGAGACAAAAUUUUUCUUGCGAAAUGUGUCCAAAAACUUUCGAUCAAAAGGAAAAUUACAAAAAACAUUUUCGACGGUCGCAUCUAAAACAGGCCCUUGAAGAAUCCGGACAGCUUGAAGAAGACGGGAAAUUGAGUACAAACUCUCGCCUUCUUUGCCAAUGUGAUAUAUGUGGAAAAAUAAACAUAUCACAAGAAGAACAUGAAAAUCAUAUGUUGCAACAUGAAAAGGAAGCGCGCUACAAAUGUCGAAAAUGUGAUGAAAAAUUUUCCUCAAAAAAGGAAGCUCGUGAUCAUUUGAAUGCUGCUCACUUGAAUGAUGAGAAAACCUUUGUGUGUGACACUUGCUCCAAAGCUUUUAAGAAUCGAUAUCAGCUGAUUUUACAUACACGAUCUCACACUGGAGAAAAACCUUUUGAAUGUCAGAUUUGUAAUCGAUGUUUCUCGAUGUCAUCAAAUCUUCAAAAACAUUUGGACACACACAGUACAGAAAAACCAUAUUCGUGCUCAUUUUGCAAUCAGAGUUUCAAAACUCAACGCUCACUGAAGUUCCACACAGUUUGCUAUCAUCAACCGGAAGUCAAAGUUAAAUGUCCGGCAUGUGACAAGAGCUUUGUUAAUAAAUCAUACUUGAAAAUGCAUAUGCAGUAUCACACUGGAGAGAAGAAUUUUACAUGUUCGCUAUGUCACAGUAAAUACUACAAAACAUCACAUUUGAAGCGUCACAUCCAGAAUGUUCAUCUUAAACUUCGUCUCAUGAAAUGUGAUUUUUGUACGAGUGAUUUCGUAAGAAAAGAAACUUAUAAAGCUCAUGUCAUCAGUCAUCAUAAAUCUCACAUGACUGAGCAAGAAUUUGAUGAUGUCAUGGAAAAAAUAAAGAAAUUCCAGCCACCUUCACUCGAUGUCAGUCAAUUUAUUCUUGAACGACAAAAGCCGACCAACGCACAUCAGGUGAUUGUAGGACAAGUCGAAGGUGACACAGUCUUUGAGUUGGAAAUGGCUGAUGAAGAUAAUGCAGCGAUUGAAUAUGAAGACAUUAAAAUUGACAACAAUGAAGAGUAUUACGAAGAGGCGGAGCUUUGCGAAGACGAGCAAUAAAUUACCAGAAAUAAUUUAUUUCCCUCUUAAAUUUAAUUGUAAAUAAAAAUGUUUUUUACUUCUUAUCAAAAUAAAAGUAAAAGAAAUAGCAAAC